Rasamsonia emersonii CBS 393.64 is the source of this 1590-nucleotide messenger RNA. RefSeq names its product Cytochrome P450 monooxygenase. The coding region runs from base 1 to 1590 and encodes 529 amino acids. The record is from RefSeq and is a predicted model, not a curated record. Gene Ontology annotation, molecular function: oxidoreductase activity, acting on paired donors, with incorporation or reduction of molecular oxygen; monooxygenase activity; iron ion binding. The transcript is spliced from 3 exons. Lineage: Eukaryota; Fungi; Ascomycota; Eurotiomycetes; Eurotiales; Trichocomaceae.
AUGCUUGUCGUUCAGGUGUCGUCAGUGCGGCUGGCGGCGGGAUUCGGGGUAGUUUUUGUGGUUGCUAUCAUUGGCUAUGUGUUGUACAACCGAUUCUUCCACCCCUUGAGGCGGAUACCAGGCCCGUUCCUCGCGACGGUGACCCCCUGGGUGCAGCUCUACCACGGCCUCAAGGGCGACCGGCACCUGUGGCUGCACGAUCUCCACCAACAGUACGGCUCGCACGUGCGCGUGGCACCGAAUUUCGUCUCCGUCAACACGGUUCAGGGCUUGCAUGACAUCUACGGCCAUGGGAAGCGGCUGAAAAAGGCCGACUUCUACAACGCCUUCCCGGCCAUCAAGGGCGUGUACAACACUCACAAUGUCAUCGAUAAGACUGUUCAUGGCCGGAAACGGCGCGUACUCAGCCAAGCAUUCUCAGAUCAGGCGCUAAAGGGCAUGGAGGAUCUGAUGCUACUGCAUGUCCGCCAGCUCUGCUCCAUCUUUGCUGGGGAGCGAUAUGGCAAGGAUAUCAAGCCUGAGCAUAGCAGCGGCGGCAAAAAGGGACUGACCGUCAACCUGUCUGACUGGUUUGGUUACCUGACGUACGACGUCAUGGGCGAGCUCUGCUUUGGCAAGAGCUUCGACAUGCUCAUUGAUGGUGCGAGGAGAGGCAUGAUCCAUUUGGUCGACAGAGCGGCUUACAGGCAUUAUGUGUGCGGAUUGUGGAUGCCUCUGGACCGCUGGAACCUCGACAAGAUCUUCAUUCGCAAGCUGACCAAUGACCGAUGGAACUUCAUCAUGAAGUCUCGCGUCGAGGCCAACGAACGGGCCAAGGAGCGGGUGCAGGCCGGCCACGGCGCGAAGAAGGACUUUUUCUACUACUUGCUCAACGCCAAGGAUCCCGAGACGGGCAAAGGCCUGGCGACGCAGGAGCUGUGGGGGGAGGCGAACGUGCUGAUGAUCGCAGGCAGCGACACCACCUCGACCAGUCUGGCGGCCACCGUGUUCUAUCUCGUUCGCAACCCUCGUGCCAUGGAGAAGCUGAAGAAGGAGGUCCGCGGGAGCUUCAAGGACGUGGAGGAGAUUGUCAGCGGCACGCAGCUGAAUGACCUGGUCUAUCUCAAGGCGUGCAUCGACGAAGCCAUGCGUCUGGCCCCGGCGGUUCCAGGCGCAAUUCCCCGGGAAGUGAUGGAGGGCGGUGUUGAGGUUGACGGCGUGUACCUCCCUGGAGGCACCGACUGCGGCACACCCACCUUCUCCAUCCACCGUCAUCCGGACUACUACCGCGAGCCACUAGCCUACGUUCCAGAACGAUGGAUCGAAGGAGAAAAGUGUCAGACGCCGUCUGACUCAUGGAUAUCAACCAAGGAGGACGUUGAAAUCGCCCGUCGCGCGUUCUGCCCGUUCAGCAUCGGGCCGCGGGGAUGCAUCGGCAAGAGCAUGGCGUUGAUGGAGAUGCGGCUGACGCUGGCGAGGAUGAUAUUUUUGUUCGACAUCGAGCUGGCCGACAAGACGGGGGAGGAUGAGCAUGGCCAGUUUGCGAUGGUGGACCACUUUGUCGUGUCCAAGACGGGGCCCAAUGUCGUUAUUCGGAAGAGAUCUAUGUAA